GCCGUCGGGACCCACUAAAAUUUUCGCGUUCCGCGGCGGCGAUCAAUCCACUGCAGAGCUCCCCGCCAUCCAGGGCCGGACCCGCCACUUACACAAAGCAGCUGCAUAGUACGGAAUACGGAGAUACACCCGCUUUCCACGAGUACGUAAAGUCAUGUAGCAACCCACUGCGAUGUUGCCGGCCACACGCACAACCACUUCUCAACCGGCGCUCCCGCCCUCUCCAGCACCGGCACCAGCCGCAGAAGCAUCAGUGGUAGGGCAUGCAGCUUCACCUACCACGCCCGCAACAUCCGCCACACCCCCUGCGGGUGGUCCGUCGAUGCACGGCCUCGAUGCGCUCUUCAACAAUCCGGUCUUCGCUGGCGGCAUUGGCCUGGCCGGCCUAGGCGCGGCCGCCGCGUUCGGGCGGCGCGCCCUCAUCUCGGCCGCCGGCCUCCUCCGCCGCCAGCUGCUCGUCAACAUCGAGAUCAGCAAACGCGACCCGUCCUACAACUGGGUGCUCGCCUGGCUGGCCCAGCCGCGCGACAACCGCGGCUUCCUCGCGCAGCGCCUGACCCGGCUGCGCAACCUGUCCAUCUCGACCAGCACCAAGUCGCUGAGCCCGGCCGCCGAGGACGGCGCCGGCAAGAUCCACGCCGACUUCCGUGUGCAGCCCGGCUUCGGCCGCCACAUCGUGCGGCACGCGCCGGGCGUGUACAUCGCGGUGAACCGCGAGAAGGCCGGCACGGCGACGACCGCGACCGGCGAGCCCCACGAGACGCUCACGCUCACCCUGCUGUGGAGGCACCGCCACGUGCUGGCCGAGGUGUUCACGCAGGCGCACGCGCUGGCGCAGAGCUUCCAGCAGGGCAAGACCGUCGUGUACACGGCGCGGAAGAUGGAGUGGGCCGUGCUGGGCAAGCCCAGGCUGAAGCGGCCGCUGGGCAGCGUGAUCCUGGACGAGGGCGUCAAGGAGAGACUGGUCGCGGACGUGAAGGAGUUCCUGAAGGCGCAGCAGUGGUACACGGACCGCGGCGUGCCGUACCGCAGGGGCUAUCUGCUGUACGGCCCGCCGGGGACGGGCAAGACGUCGUUCAUCCAGGCCCUGGCGGGCGAGCUGGACUACAGCGUGGCCAUGAUCAAUCUGAGCGAGAUGGGCAUGACCGACGACCUGCUCGCCCACCUGCUCACGCAGUUGCCGGAGAAGAGCGUGCUGGUACUGGAGGACGUCGAUGCCGCGCUGGUAAACCGGCGGCAGCGGGAUCCGGACGGGUACAGCGGGCGGACGGUGACCGCGUCGGGCCUGCUCAAUGCGCUGGACGGUCUGGCGGCCGGCGAGGACAGGAUCACCUUCCUGACGACGAACCAUAUUGACCGGCUGGAUCCCGCCCUGAUCCGUCCAGGCCGCGUCGACAUGAUGGUGCGCAUCGGCGAGGCGACGCGCUACCAGGCGGCCCAGAUGUGGGACCGCUACUACGGCGACAUCGACGAGGACCACUCGGGUCGCGAGCGGUUCCUGGCGCGGCUCGACGAGCUGGGCUUGUUCGGCGGCAGUAACCAGGACCCCAGUGUGCCCAAGAGACACACCUCGACCGCUGCCAUCCAGGGUCUCUUCCAGUUCAACAAAGGAGAUAUGGAGGGCGCCAUCAGAAUGGCGGAGGGCUUGAUCCCUCGGACGUUUGAGCCUGAGCAGCCCUCGGCUGAAGGGACGAUAAAGGCUCCAGCCUAGGCCAGGUCUGAGUUGUGUGCAGGGAGUGUGUGCAGUAUUGUAGGAUUACAGUGUACGA
Messenger RNA from Thermothielavioides terrestris NRRL 8126, 1769 nucleotides. RefSeq lists its product as uncharacterized. Gene Ontology annotation, molecular function: ATP binding; ATP hydrolysis activity. Gene Ontology annotation, biological process: mitochondrial respiratory chain complex III assembly; protein insertion into mitochondrial inner membrane from matrix. Gene Ontology annotation, cellular component: mitochondrial inner membrane. Lineage: Eukaryota; Fungi; Ascomycota; Sordariomycetes; Sordariales; Chaetomiaceae. The record is from RefSeq and is a predicted model, not a curated record. The transcript has a single exon. Bases 323 to 1711 code for a protein of 462 amino acids.